Molecule: messenger RNA, 354 nt
Organism: Penicillium cinerascens
Lineage: Eukaryota; Fungi; Ascomycota; Eurotiomycetes; Eurotiales; Aspergillaceae
Product: 60S ribosomal protein eL34
Exons: 4
Coding region: 1-354 (117 amino acids)
Biological process (GO): translation
Cellular component (GO): ribosome
Molecular function (GO): structural constituent of ribosome
Source: RefSeq, a predicted model, not a curated record
AUGGCGAACAACAGACUGCAAUACCGCCGCCGGAACCCGUACAACACGCGGUCCAACAAGGUUCGCAUCAUCAAGACCCCCGGUGGCGAGCUCCGGUACCUUCACCUGAAGAAGAAGGGCACUGCUCCCAAGUGCGGUGACUGUGGCAUCAAGCUCCCUGGCAUUCCCGCUCUCCGCCCCCGCGAGUAUGCUCAGAUCUCCCGCCCCAAGAAGAACGUCAGCCGUGCCUACGGUGGCUCGCGCUGCGCCGGUUGCGUCAAGGACCGCAUUGUCCGCGCCUUCCUGAUUGAGGAGCAGAAGAUCGUCAAGAAGGUCCUCAAGGAGUCCCAGGAGAAGGCUGCUGGCAAGCGCUAA